AUGAACAAAGAGGUACUGUCAGAAGUUUCCUUCUGUCCUGAAUACCAACCCGGUUUGAAAGAAGAAGACAAGUUGACGAGUAUUCGUGAAAUAUUCAAAUCAAAACUUUGCACAAGACAAACCAAACCCACUCCAGUCGAUCCCCUUAUUCCAUUUAAUGCCCAUCACAUUCCACAAUUAGUAAUGAAACAAUACAAUAUUGAUUACACAAUCUCGCUAAAGCCACACCCAUUACCGACAUUUUAUAAAGUAGAGGACAUUGUAUUAUUAAUGCAGUUCAUUUUUGUGGACCUCCUUAACCUGUUUGACUGGUUUAACAAAUUGGUGUCAAAAGAUUUCAAGUUAUUUUUUAUGCCAAGAUUUGAGUGCAAAGAUAGAAAGGAUAAUUUGAUACCAGCGUCAAUGUGCAACAUUAUGGAAUCACUAAUAUCAUUUUAUAAACCAUUAUCGCUUCCUUCUCCAUCCAGUAUUAGAGUAGACAGUAUUAAUUGGCACUCUCGUGAUUCAGAGGCUAUUCUUGUUCACUUGUGUCAUUUUGUUCCUGAUAGUCACAUCACAUCCUCUCCUGAUACAGUAACUAAUUUGGAGGCUGGUAUUAAUUACAAGUUUAAAGACAGGAGUUUUCUAGAAUUUUCUAUUAUUCAGUUAGCCCUGACCCACACUUCCUUCAUUACUCAAUACAAUGGUUCUCGGCCCCUACCUAAUGAAAUACUCAUAUCAUUAUCAAACUGUGGUACAAGGGCUCACGUUUCCGCAGCAACAGGUAAGGCCCCACCCUCAAAGAGACCGAAGAGCGGAAUAGAAGGAUUGACAGAAGCUGCUGAAACCAGUCGUGAGAAAUACAAGGAUGAUGAAGGAGAUGUUAUAUUACCAAGAGAUAAUGAGAGACUUGAGUUUCUUGGAGAUGCUGUAAUUGAGUUUUUGUGUAGUAUUCAGUUAUAUCUCAUGUUUCCCUCUUUCACUGAUUCUCAUCUUGUUAUCUUCAGAAAGGCUUUAAUAUGCAACCAGAACCUAGCCACUGUUGCCAAAAGAAUACACCUUGAGAAAUAUUUAUUAAUGGAUGUCAAUUUCAAAAAUGCUGAUAUAAAUCACAUAUAUGCUAAUACACUUGAAGCACUCAUUGGUGCUGUAUAUAAAGACUCUGAUAUUAACACAUCCAGUAUUGUACUAGCUACACUUCUCUUCCCUGAAGAAGAUCUAAGAGGGAUAUGGCUCUCUGAGUAUAAGGAUCAACUACAGGUGGACAGUACUGAUGGGGAUAGGCAUAUGGUUAAUGAGUAUCCCAUUUUAAAUUCUUUCAAUAAACUUGAGGAAUCCAUUGGAGUUAGAUUCACUAAUAUUAGAUUGCUAGCCAGAGCUUUCACCCACCCAUCAUAUGGAUGUACUGAUCUAUUGAUUGGUGAUUAUCAGAGGAUGGAGUUUUUAGGUGAUGCUAUAUUGCAGUUUUUGACUUCAGACUAUGUCUAUGAUACCUUCCCUCUUCAUCACGAAGGACAUUUAUCAACUUUCAGAACUGCUAUUGUACACAAUAAGCAAUUAGCUGAAGUUUCCGUUGAGUUGGGUUUCCCCCAGCAUUUAUUAUUAGGUAAAGAUCAGACUGUUACUAAUUUUAAAGUUCAUGCUGAUCUGAUUGAGUCAUUCAUAACUGCACUGUAUCUUGACAAAGGAAUGGAGCAUGUACUGAUGUUUUGUAAAGUCUGUCUUUUUCCUAAACUUGCUAGCUCAGCAAAAGGACUAAAGUUUUUAGAUUCAAAGACAAGAUUACAGCAUGCGGUAGUAUACACAUGCAAGAAAGAGAAGACUCCCAUCGAGUUCCCUAUAUACAGAGUAUUGAGCAAGGAGGGUUCCGUAAGCAAUCCAAUAUUCACAGUUGGUGUGUAUUUUAGAGGCAGAAGGAUAGCAACUGGAACAGGUGGAAGUUCACAGAAUGCUGGGAUGAAUGCUGCAGAGAAAGGACUUGAUUCACGUUAUAUUAUAGUACCAAACUGCUUAAAAACUACUAGUAAUUGAGUCCAAAUUAACCUUUAAUUGAGGGUAUGCACUUCUAGAA
This is a messenger RNA of Amphimedon queenslandica, 2050 nucleotides long. Its product is annotated as ribonuclease 3-like. Gene Ontology annotation, molecular function: RNA binding; ribonuclease III activity. Bases 1 to 2010 code for a protein of 669 amino acids. Gene Ontology annotation, biological process: rRNA processing; primary miRNA processing; pre-miRNA processing. Gene Ontology annotation, cellular component: microprocessor complex; nucleus. Lineage: Eukaryota; Metazoa; Porifera; Demospongiae; Haplosclerida; Niphatidae. The transcript has 23 exons. The record is from RefSeq and is a predicted model, not a curated record.